GGCUCAUCGCAGGCACCCGCCCUCAUCAGCCGCUAUCUCGCAUCGCUCCUGCUGUCCCAUCUGCUCCUGCCUGCCUGCCUGCCUGCUCCGUGCUUGCCAUUUCCUUAAAGCCAGCAAGUGCAGCCUGAUUGCACCCUCGCUCCACUGGCUCUCGUGCUUGCUCGCAUCUCCGCAAAAUGCAGUCCGCCGUGCCCUCGACAUGGACUCCUCCCAGGCUGGAGGACUACCUGAUAGAUGCCGUCUACGGAUUCCUGCCGGUCAACCCGCCGCCCCUUCGCCGCCUCCCGGAGUACUUUGAGCCUUGGGAGUUGCUCCUGGACGACAUCUCGGCUCUCCUUCUUGUUGGUGCCCUCCGCACCCGCAUCGAAAAGCUGCCGGUCAUGGAUACCUCCAAGCUUUCGAAUCUGCGGGAGACACAGCGGGCAUACCUCGUGCUCUCAUACUUGGCUCAUGGCUAUGUCUGGCAGGACAAGACCAAUGUCGCGCAGAUCCUUCCCAAGAACAUUGCCGUCCCUUGGAACGAGGUCUCCACAAACCUGGGCCACAAGCCCGUGCUGUCCUAUGCCGCUGUCGAGCUCUACAACUACAAGCUUCUGGAUCCCGAAGGACCGUGUGACCUCAGCAACAUGGCAACGCUGCACACCUUCACCGGCGGCACGGACGAGUCCUGGUUCUUCCUGGUCAGCUUGGGCAUGGAGGCGGUGGGCGCCCACGCCCUGCCUGCCAUUGUUGCCGCACAGUCGGCCAUUGCCCGCCAUGAUCUCCCGGUGCUGUCGCAGUCGCUGUCUACCAUCGCUGACGCCAUCAAGAAGAUGGAGGACGUCCUGGUGCGGAUGUACGAGAAGAACGACCCGCACAUCUUCUACUACCGCAUCCGGCCAUUCGUCGCUGGAUGGGAGGGCUCCGACGACCUGCCCAAGGGUCUGUUUUAUGAGGGCAUCCCCGACGAGAACGGCUCGUGGUCGACGGCAGAUGGAUCGUAUCGCAAGUAUGCCGGCGGUAGUGCUGGCCAGAGUGCUCUCAUCCACAGCAUCGAUGCCGCCCUCGGAAUCGAGCACUUUCCGACCCGCAACCGGGCGCUCAUGAACAUCAGCAGCGCCACCAAUUCGCCGUCGGCAUCCAACCCGGCCCUGCACGGUUCCCCAGCCGUGCCCAAGCCUGCUGCCGGUACAGCCGAAGCGGCAGACGCCCCCCGCAAGAACGUCAUGCUGGAGAUGCGCAACUACAUGCCCGGCCCCCACCGAGCCUUUGUCGAAGCCAUCGCCAGCGGUCCGUCGAUCAAGGAGUUUGUGCGCACUCUCUCGGACGUUGUCAAGUGCCAGCCGACCGAGACCAGCGAGCAGAUGCGGCAGGUGUGCGCUGAAUUCAAUGUGUGUGUCGAUGCCCUCAAGAGCUUCCGCGAUAGCCACAUGAAGAUGGUGGCUCUCUACAUUGUCUCGCAGUCGCGGAAGCGGACGCAGACUCAGACCGACGCCAACUCGCCAGACUCCCGCAGUCGCCAGAUACCCAACUCCCUGGCUGCCCGUGGAACAGGCGGCACCAACCUGAUUCCUUUCCUGAAGCAGUCACGGCAGGAAACCGUGGAUGUGCGUGUCGAUCUCGAAUAGACGGGUCGCUGGCCAAUCUCGAGCCAACGUGUCCAGCGAUCCCGCAGCGGCGUUUGAUCAGCCAAAGAACCUGUAUUCCUCUUCAAUUUUGUCCACAGUCAGGAGCGCAGAAACGAGUCGCCGCCAAUCGGCGCUGGUGACUUUUUACAGGCAAUCCAAUAAAAAACGGGACACCCGGGAUUUUGACCAUUCAUCGAAUAUUUUGUUACCCAAUGCUAUCGCGCGCUGGCCAUGACCAUUCGCCGGACAGUGUGGAAUCGCGACGUCAAUGCGGCGCGCAAC
Molecule: messenger RNA, 1889 nt
Organism: Polychytrium aggregatum
Lineage: Eukaryota; Fungi; Chytridiomycota; Chytridiomycetes; Polychytriales
Product: Indoleamine 2,3-dioxygenase
Exons: 6
Coding region: 177-1607 (476 amino acids)
Biological process (GO): 'de novo' NAD+ biosynthetic process from L-tryptophan
Cellular component (GO): cytoplasm
Molecular function (GO): metal ion binding; heme binding; indoleamine 2,3-dioxygenase activity
Source: RefSeq, a predicted model, not a curated record